Messenger RNA from Suricata suricatta (meerkat), 1227 nucleotides. RefSeq names its product putative protein ZNF720. The record is from RefSeq and is a predicted model, not a curated record. The transcript is spliced from 4 exons. NCBI's taxonomy places the organism in Eukaryota, Metazoa, Chordata, Mammalia, Carnivora, Herpestidae. Gene Ontology annotation, biological process: regulation of DNA-templated transcription. Bases 114 to 542 code for a protein of 142 amino acids.
AACUGUGGUGUUUGUUGCAGGGACUGCUGACCUUCAGGGAUGUGGCCGUCGAAUUCUCUCAGGAGGAGUGGGGAUGCCUGAACCACAGUCAGUGGGAACUGUACAGAGAUGUGAUGUUAGAGACCUAUGGACAUCUCACCUUCUUAGGUCUUGUUGUGUCAAAGCCAGACCUAGUCAUCUUUUUGGAACAAAAGAGGGAGCUAUGGGAUGUGAAGAGAAAGGACACAGCAGCCUCAUACCCAGCUGUAUUUCCAAGUGAAACUGACAGCCUCCUUUCAGAGACGUUUAUGGGAACGUCUAUCCAAAGAGUGUCAGUGGAUGGAUAUAACGGCAGUGCCCUUGAGAAUGGACACUUAAUGAGAGACUGGAACAAGGAUGGAGACAGGACCAUGUUUCUGGAUGGUUGGAGAAAUAAUAUUAAGAAGCUUCAGGUGGACCUGGAGAAGAGAAGGAAGGAACACAUCGACAGUCCUUUCCUCGUGGAUUUUAUGGACUUUUACCCUAUCUCCUCGUGGUUUUUAAGACCUAUUUUGGUCUAUUGAUCUUGGUGCCCUUGGGCCCUGUUCUAUUCAAUAAGGUCAUGGCAGUCCUAAGGCAGCAAAUAGGUGCAGCCUACCCAGGUCCAUUAUCACAAGCUCGAUAUGGCCGAUCAGGAGGCUGAUGGAAAAGCUACAUUAUGGCAAGAGGCACAGGCUGGCUAGCCAAUGACCGGUAAGAGAGGCCUUACCAUCCUAUUAACCUAAGACAGACUACUCAGACACAGGCUUCUGGGUGUGCCCAUGACAGGUAAGAAGGAUCGGCAGGCCUCCAACCUAAGACAGGCAUAGUCAUUUCCUUGCCUCUAAUAUCAUAUUCUGGAAGAAGCCCUUUUUGAAAUAAUUAAAGAAAGGAGGACCUGUGGGAAGCUGCAAAGAUUCAGCUGCUCGGCCAUUUACUGGCAGGAAAUGUCACUCCCUGAGGUGAGUUACCUGAAUUAAAAAAAUGGGCAGGGAAGUUCCACUCCCUGUCAAGAGAAGCCAAAAGUACAAAGAACUACCCCCUAUCGGCAGGGUUGUGUCGGCCCCUCAGGGGCUGUGCCAAAAACUUUAGUUUGGUUUCUCCUUUACCUAGCCUUAAUCAAUUGACCCUGUAUCCUAGCAACCAACCUAGGUCAGCUGCUUCGCUUCCCGCCCUGUAUCUUAUUUAAGGUGUGGAUAUUUUCUCAAUAAACUGGGGCUUGAUCAGAAA